Messenger RNA from Paramacrobiotus metropolitanus, 1770 nucleotides. RefSeq lists its product as uncharacterized. Gene Ontology annotation, molecular function: protein binding. Bases 1 to 1770 code for a protein of 589 amino acids. The record is from RefSeq and is a predicted model, not a curated record. The transcript has 3 exons. Lineage: Eukaryota; Metazoa; Tardigrada; Eutardigrada; Parachela; Macrobiotidae.
AUGUUUUCGAGGAAAGUUUAUCAGUGGAACGCUGUGGACGUCGAGCAAGACGGACUCCUUCCUCGAGGCCUUAUUGUGGAUAAACUGGAAGAAGGGUGGGUCGUUGAUUUUGAUCUGGCUGAUAAUAGCCUCCAGACUAUUCCUUACGGCAGUCAUAUAUAUCUGAACGACAAAGCCAACACCCAAUGGGCUCCUGAAGAUGCUUUAGCGAGCUCCCAGGGAACUCUGUCUUACUCGCCAUAUGUCCUGUUGAAGCUGUCCUCCAGCCAGCCAUGGACGUGGUACAGCUGCAAGCUCUCACCCCGCUCAUCCCACCAGUACCCAUACUACGCACUGGUAGAAGUGUGGCAUGAGGACGAGCGCAUUGUGGCCGUUGUAAAAGAGGAACGAGUCCGCCGGGAGCCACGGGCGCGAAAUGUGAUGGAAGAGAUGGGUAUUCUGAAAGCGACAAUUCCAGCGCCCAAAAACAUCCCUGCCCUGACUCCAACAAUUGUGGAGUUGUGGAAGUCGAAAUUCCCUGGCACUCAUCCAGUUGCAAUUGUGGAUAAUUGUGUCACCUUUCUUUGGCGGGGCAAUGGCAAAUUUCCUGGAGAGAAUGAAGUGGCGGCAGUACUGCAACGAGCCACAACAAAAACUCAAAAGCGCAGUCCGUCAGAAAGGAAGACAGCAAAAUCCCCGAGUCACCGAUACAAAAAGAAGCGCUUUCAGUCCGACUUCCAGAACACUCCCUCACUGUCCGAUGCCGAAGGAGCCGGCUGCUCUGCUCUUGAUGACGGAUGCGCUUCCCUUAACGACCUUCCACUCGACGUCCUUUCGGAGAUCUUCUCGGUUCUGGAUGGGCGACAUAAAGCCCUUGCGCGUUCCGUUUGUGCUGGCUGGAAUUCGGUUGUGCAGUCAGCUGAUUGCAGCCAAACCGUAAUAAUCAAUGUUGACCCUUAUGCGGCAUUCGGAGAGUACACCUGCAUCUUGUGGUUAUGCAACUGCAUCACUAGCGCCACUAAAUAUGGUCUCUUCGUCGGUGUGGAUAUGCGAGCAGUGCCGCCACUCCUGUCCGAUCUGCGCACCUUCAAGGAACUGCCAGAUGUAUUCGUGUUUUCCGACGCCGCGCUAUUAAGCAAUAAUGACCGUUUUGACGGGUUUGUGACGGAGCUGGAGAAAGUGCGCACUUCCCUGUCGCAAAUCAUGGAUGCUGCUUCCAGCCGGUUUAUUAUCUAUAAAACCGCGUUAUGGCACUUCUUUAUACCGGCAUGUGCCAAAACUCUGCUGUACGGUGACGGGACCAAGGAGGUGAUCCCGCAUCGUUCCCAGUACGACCUAAUGCUCGACCAUGUUGCCGUGAACGUGCAUACCGGGAUCGACUGGAUGGACGUGUUUAAACGAGCCGCACCGCCUCUUCCAGACUUUAAUGUUCCGCGAAAUCGUGGAAUCUUGCAAGAGUUAUCGAAAUGGAUUAGCAAAGCGAACAUGGUUGAGAAACGAGAGAUCGUAACCAUCUUGAAAAGGUGGCAGGAGAACGACAAUCAUUUCGGACCAAAUAUGGAAUGGACGGAUGUGGCGGCGAAUCUGCGCGCUAACCUAGCAACUGUACACGGCAUGACCUUUUGGGCACUGCAUCAUCUGUCAGAAGCGAUGCAGGAUGACGGAAAAAUUUGGAAUGACAGCGAAGGCAAAGGCGAUUCUGAUGCAGACGAUACGAGUAGCAGUACGGAUGACGAUAUGAGCACGGACGAUGACGAUAGCGGAGAGUCUGAAGACGUUGGUGAUGAUUGA